Heteronotia binoei (common prickly gecko) is the source of this 1280-nucleotide messenger RNA. RefSeq lists its product as uncharacterized. The record is from RefSeq and is a predicted model, not a curated record. Lineage: Eukaryota; Metazoa; Chordata; Lepidosauria; Squamata; Gekkonidae. The transcript has 5 exons. Bases 610 to 1026 code for a protein of 138 amino acids.
ACUGAGGCGGGGGAGGGACGACAGCGCUGCACUCCGGCCAACGCUGCUCGGGCUCUUGUGAGGUGACGUAAAGCACUUCCGCUGGUCCUCCGCACCUUUCCGGUCGGCUAGGAAUGUGACUUCCGCGGAAUGAUACCAGCGUAUAAGUGAAUUUUGGGCGCUAAACUGCCCCGUAGUGCCAUUUCCGGCUAUUGCCGAGGUCUCCAAGGCAACGGUGGGACGCAUAGGCCUGAGACGCUCGGACCGUGUGGCUAUGAAUCGGAGGGAUAUAUAUUCCGGAGGGUGGAGUUCCCGCCCCUGAUGGCCGUUAAUACAGUUGCGUGGCCGAUGAGUAGUAUUCACGGGGCUUCUGGCUCCUUCGGUAUUGGCAGGAAGCUACUCCAGGGAUGCUCUUUGUGCAGCUGUGGGAAAAGGGGAUUGAGGGACGUCUCCCCCAAAUUAAGCUUCGUUUCAUAAAGAAAACAUGAGUUAUCCUAGUGAGUCCUACAUCAAGACGUACUUAUAGCUGAAAACAACCGCUGCUGUUUUUAUGGACCAGGGUCAUCAAUGGAGCCUCCAAGGACUGAAUCUUAGUCCCGCCCAUGUUGAGGUCUUCUUUCCAAUGUUAGAAUGGCAACUCCAUCGCCGAACCCUCCGCCAGAUCUCCCUUAUGCCGCCACCUUGUUCAUGCCCCUCCCUGGCAUCGUCUUCUUGGCCGUUGGUUCCUAUCUUCUGCUUUUGAUCCUGGUCCUGGUCCUCCGACAGUGCCUGCUGUCCCGUGGCCUUUGUGCCAACUGCUGUUCGUGCCAAAAGGGGUCUUUGCCAAGUGUGUGCGAAUGUUGUUUGGCCUGUGCAGAAUCUUGUGACUGUGCCCUCCCUUCCCCAACUCACUGUCUGGAUGACUGCUGCCGCUGCACUAACGGUUGGGAUGUGGGGACUUGCUCCACCCUCCCCAGCUGGUGUCCACUCUGUGACUGUGCCUGUGCCUACCAGCCCCCGGACUGUCAGAGCAUCAAUUGCAUUUGCUUUGAGAUCAAACUGCGAUAAGGGGCUCUCAGUCUGAGAGUUACAGGAAUUGUGUCCAUGAUUUAGGAACAUGGGAGGUGCCUUUACUCUAGUGGUGGAUCACACAUGAGGAAGUCGCCUGCCUGGCAAAAAUCAGCCUUCUUGAUGCAAAGAUUUUUGAAAGUUCUUUUGUCUUUUUCCUUCUGAUACUUUUUGGGUUUUGUAAUAUGUGUUUGUAAUUAUUGGUUUUAUAAAAGCGAUUGUGUGUUUUUUAAAAUAAAAUGAAUGAUAUAUUC